AUGUCUUCUUAUUAUGAGGAUUAUGAUAGAGACAAGAAGAAGAAGCUGACUGUUAUGGUCACUUCAGGUGUCCUCAUGAUUGCCAUGGUAGUUGCCGUCACCAUCGCCGUCAGUCAUGGCGGUAUUUCUCAAGAUGGACGACGUAAAUCACCUGAAGUUAACGAACGCACUGAAGUGUCAGCCAAAAUGAAAGCCAUCAAAUCCGUUUGUCAACCCACGGAUUUUCAGAAAACAUGUGUUGAUAGCCUUAGAUCCGCCACCGGAAACAACACAACUGAUCCCAAAGAACUCAUCGGAAUUGCCUUCAAGGUCGCGAAACAAGGCGUUGAGGAAGCUGCAAAGAGUGCCACCGCGAUUAAAGAGCUUGAAAAAGACCCCAGAGCUCAGAAAGCUCUCCAGGGUUGUAAAGAUUUAAUGGAUGACGCCAGUGAUGAUUUCGAACGCUCAUUUAAGUCGUUAGAAAAGGUUGGAAUCAAGAGGAUUGGGAAGGUGAUGGAUAAUUUGAAGACAUGGCUGAGUGCCACAAUAACUUACCAGGAAACUUGCCUGGAUGGGUUUGAAAAUACAACUGGGAAUGCCGGAGAGGAAAUGAAGAAGGCAUUGAAGACCUCAAUUGAACUCAGUGUGAAUGCCAUUGCUAUGGUGAGCAAAUUGUCUUCGGUUUUUCGAUCAUUGAACAUUGGUCAUACAAAUGAUAGCGUUGGAAGUCGCCGCCUCCUUGAAACAAACUUUCCUGUGCUUGGCCAUGGCGAUAAUUAUCCUGUGUGGCUUGAAGAUGAUCUUGAAGGAAGACGGAGACUUGCUGCUUUGGAUGAACCGCUUCAACUCAAGGCUGACAUUGUUGUAGCCAAGGAUGGAAGUGGGAAUUUUACCACCAUUAAUGAAGCAAUAAACUUUAUUCCCGACAAGACCAAAAACGGAACUGUCGUAUACAUCAAGGAGGGAGUUUAUGAAGAGAAAAUCUUCCUCAAUAAGUCUUAUACCCAAGUGAUCAUGGUCGGAGAUGGUGCUGAAAAGACCAGAAUCACCGGAAGUUUGAACUUUGUCGAUGGCACACCCACCGUGCAAACCGCCACAGUCACUGUUCUAGGGGAUUAUUUCAUGGCGAAGAACAUUGGAUUUGAGAACUCUGCAGGAGCCAUUAAACAUCAAGCAGUGGCCUUGAGGGUGGGAGCCGAUAUGUCGAUCUUCUACAACUGCUCAAUGGAUGGAUAUCAAGACACACUCUAUGCACACGCCAAGCGCCAAUUCUACCGCGACUGCAAGAUCUCAGGCACAAUCGAUUUCGUCUUUGGUGACGGUUCUGCCGUCUUCCAAAACUGUAAAUUCACCGUUCGCAAACCCAUGGACAACCAGCGUUGCAUUGUUACCGCCCAGGGCCGCAACUGGACUCACCAGCCGACCGCAAUCGUCAUCCAGAACGGCUCAAUCGUCGCCGACCCGGAGUACUAUCCAGUCCGGAAUAUAAUCAAGUCGUAUCUUGGAAGACCUUGGAGAACCCAUUCAAGAACGAUUAUUAUGGAGACUUUAAUCGAUGAUUUGAUUCAACCUGAAGGAUGGUUGCCCUGGGAUGGCGAAUUCGGAAUCAAGACAUGUUAUUACGCGGAGUUUAAUAACCAAGGCCCUGGUGCGAACAAAACGGGGCGUGUGAAAUGGGAAGGAGUAAAGAACAUUUCUCAGGAAGAAGCUCAAGGAUUUACACCAGCCAAUUUCUUUGAAGGAAAUUUGUGGAUUAAACCCAGUGGUCUGCCUUAUAUUCCUGGCUUUGUUUCCAGCAAUGUACCCUUUUCUUCUAAAAAUGAGACGGAAUUUGCAGCGGCUCCAACACCGACCACUGCGGAUCCUCCCCUAAGCGGCAAAGUAGCGACGGCUUCAGAAGAAGAGGAUCCAAAAAAUGAAGAGGCGGGUCCUCCCCCAAGCGGGAAAGUAGUGACGGCUUCAGCAGUGGCGGAUGCACCUGGAGACAAUUAUGCGGUGAGGGGUCAACCUGUAGAGGCUCCAUGGAAUGCAGUGGCGGGUCAACCUGUAGAGGCUCCAUGGAAUGCAGUGGCGGAUCAACGUGCAAAGGCUUCAAGGAAUACAGUUGCGGGUCAACGUGCAAAGGCUCCAAGGAAUACAGUUGCGGGUCAACGUGCAAAGGCUCCAAGGAAUGCAGUGGCGGGUCAACGUGUAAGGACUCCGUGGAAUGCAGUGGCGGGUCAACGUGCAAAGGCUCCGUGGAAUGCAGUGGCGGGUCAACGUGUAAAGGCUCCGUGGAAUGCAGUGGCCGUUCAACGUGUAAAGGCUCCACCGCCGGACAACUGA
This is a messenger RNA of Pistacia vera, 2304 nucleotides long. Its product is annotated as probable pectinesterase/pectinesterase inhibitor 58. Gene Ontology annotation, molecular function: pectinesterase activity; pectinesterase inhibitor activity. Gene Ontology annotation, biological process: cell wall modification. Lineage: Eukaryota; Viridiplantae; Streptophyta; Magnoliopsida; Sapindales; Anacardiaceae. The coding region runs from base 1 to 2304 and encodes 767 amino acids. The record is from RefSeq and is a predicted model, not a curated record. The transcript has 2 exons.